CAACCUUAGCUUGUAUAUUGUGAAUAGCGUCAUUUCUGCAACUCUUUGCCGUGUGCAACUCCCAAUCUCUCUCUCAAAAAGAAAAGAAAAGAAAAGAAAAGAAAUAGCUCCAAGCUCCCCGAUCCAAUGGAAAGUAUCGGAGCUUGAAACCCUGAUUUUCACCUCCCUCUCUGUCGCGCUCUUUCUCUCUGCUUCUCCUUCGAUCCAGGUAGCUCAUUCCUCGACAAAAACCCUAGUUUUGGAGCUCCAUUUAUUAGCUAAAAUGAAAACCUAGGAUUUAGAAUUUGUCUAAUUCGAUCUAAACUUGAACUUCUUUAUCUUAGGAAUUUUUAUAAUCAAGCGUUUUUUUAGACGGUUUAGGGUUCAAGAUUUCAAGUUCUUGAUCUUAAAAAGAAAGAAAGAACGAAUGAUUAGUGAUUUUUUGUACAUACGUGAAAUUCGAGCUUCAUUUUUGUGCCAAGUAAGGUUUUGUCCGUGUCUCUUGUGAAUUUAAUUGUGGAUGGAGCUGGAUCAGAUAAUGGUUUUAGCGUGAUAUUAGCUUGUAUUUGGCCAUUUCUUGGUUGGUACUGAAUUCGAUGUCUUGAAUCUGAUUGGAUAUGUGUUGAUGGGUUUUGGAUUAGCGAGAUAGACGAAUUUCUGGUCGUGAAUUAGCAAAUUUUGUUAGCGAACUUUACUGGGUUAUAUCGAGGAAUAGUUUUUGACAUAUAUAGUUGGUGAAAGCAGAGAGAUGGUGAUAGGAAAUAUGGGUAUUGCUUAGCGGAUGCGGGAUUUUGUAAAUUUGAGCUCACAUGUAGUGAUUAGUGGAUUAGAGAACGGGAGUGACUGAAUUGUGAUCGGCUGUCAAUAUAAUCAAGUUUUAGCAGAAUGAGUUUACAAAGUGGAGAUCUACCUGGACCGAAUCAGCACGUGGAAACGAGCAAUGAAUCACGAAAGAAGCUAAAAAUUUCAUAUACAAGAGAAUUUCUACUAUCCUUGAGUGAAUUGGAUGUUUGCAAAAAAUUACCAAGUGGAUUUGAUCAAUCACUUCUAAGUGAACUCGGGGACACUUCACAGGAUCGAUAUAGAAUUCCUGGCAGUGCAUCAUCACAAAGUUUUAGACGUAAUGAUUAUAGCUCAUCCCCACCCACUAGAGGGGAUUCAAGUAAUUUUUCUCGGGGUAUUCAUGGAAGGUGGGAUAGCCGUUCCUCUGGAAGGAGUGACCGGGACAGUGACUCACAAUCUGAUUGGGAUUCAGACGCUGGAAGGCGUUAUGGCAACCAAUCCCGGCGAUCUGGGCAAGUUCCUGAGCAUGAUGGACUUCUUGGAAGUGGUUCUUUUCCUAGACCGUCUGGAUAUGGUGCAGGGCUGUCAGCUCCAAAGUUUCGAUCUAAUGAUCAAUUCCAGCUCAAUAAGAGUAAUGAGCUGUAUCAACCACCUCGUCCUUAUAGGGCCAUGCCUCAUUUGCGUAGGGAAACUGACUCUCUUAAUGAUGAAACAUUUGGUUCUUCUGAAUACACGAGUGACGAUAGGGCAGAGGAGGAAAGAAAGAGAAGAGCUUCUUUUGAAUCAAUGAGGAAAGAACAACAUAAAGCUUUUCAAGAAAAGCAGAAACUGAAUCCAGAAAAGUCUAAAGAUGCAUCUGAUGUUACUGAGUUACUGGAGGACUCAAAAGAUAAUAAAAGACUUCUGAAUGGAAGCAAUGAAUUGGACAAGACAGUGAUCCAGCCUAUGCCAGUUAAUGAUCCUGAUAAGCCUCUAUACCCCUUACAAGCUCCUGUAUCUAGACCUCUUGUGCCCCCAGGAUUUUCAAGCGCCAUAGUAGAGAAGCAUGCUGGAGCAAAAUCUUUAACCAAUUCUGAUCCCUCAGAGGUUGACAUUGAACUUGAGGGAAGCCUUUUGCAAAAAAAAGGUACUCAUGUUUUAGAUGAGACUUCAAAUAAUCAAGAUGGAAAACAAUUUUCGGAGGAAAUGGAUUUGAAUGCGCAGCAUUCUAGAAGCCCAAGUGCUUGUGUUUCUGUUGAUAACAAGAGCGAAAAUAUUCUGAAUUUAGCAGCAGCUUUGGAUGUUUCAAGUAAAAGAAUUGGUUCUAAGACUUCUAAUCUUCCAGAAGCCUUUAUAGAUUCUGAGAACAGUGAAGCAAUAGAUCUUGGUGCUGAGAAUGUGCCAGGGAAUAAAAAUGUGGGUGAAUCUGGAUCCCAUUCAACCUCAAUUCUGGACAAGCUUUUUGGCAGUGCUUUAACACUAAAUGGUACUGGUUCCUCCAGUUUCAUCGAGCAUCAUGAUGUUAAAGCAGAUGACCCACGGAGCCCUCAGACCGGUCAAUCUUCCAAGUUUGCUCAGUGGUUUAGUGAAGAAGAAAAGAAACCUGUUGACAAUCUCGCAUCUGGCAGGCCAAAUGAUUUGCUCUCACUAAUUGUUGGUGGUGAAAAGGGUGGAUCCCAGGUUAAAACUACUGAUCACAUGCUGCCAACCUUUCCCUUCCAAAGCUUUGAACUUGCAGACAGGCAUUUGACAUCAAAUCAAAAGUCUGUCAGCGUUGAAAAUAAUGAGGAAUUGUCCAUCACUGGUAAACUAGAUGCAGCUCCAGCUGUACUUACAUGUGAAGACCUUGAACAAUCUAUUCUUUCAGAAAUUACAGAAAAUGGUUCGGCUUUGCCGCCACCUGUGUAUGGCUGGGGAGGUGGUGAUGUUAAGGCUGAGCAGCAGAAAGCUGAUGUUCAUGCAUCCCAGCACCUUCUUUCCUUGUUACAGAAGGGGACAGGCCUGAAUAAUUUAGCACCAUCUGCCAAUCUAGGGAUCAGUGCUACAGACAGACAACAAAAUAGUGGGGUGGCAAAUCCAAGCAAGGCAGCUCACAAGCCAAGACAUGCAGAUGCUGAAAACAUUCCCAAUUCAGGCAAGGCUUUGACACUUGAAACACUUUUUGGAACUGCUUUCAUGAAGGAACUGCAAUCAGUAGGAGCACCUAUUUCCAGCCAAAGGGACUUGAUUGGAUAUGCUAGAGAUGAUGCUUCAGAGUCUCAUGGGUUACCCCUUCCUGUAAUAGAUGAUGGUCUCCUUCCUCCAACAGUUGAAAUUCCGUCGAGCAUGUCUAGUCAUGGAAGUGGUGUCUUAGCAUCAAAGCAAAGACAGCAAAUUGUGUUGGAUAGGACUGAAGAGCAUUUGUUAGGCUUUGAUCCUCAAAAUAAAGUGGACUCUUCACAUCUUCGAACUGAAAUGAGCUCUAAGCUAGGUGGCUUUGAUGGGUCUUAUGAAAUUCAACUUCCUGAAGAGGAUAGCUUGAUUGCAGUCAGUGACCCUUUGAAUCUCCGAAACUUUCUACUUGCUAGGAAUUCAACUAAAUCUGAGUUAAUGCCGAUUCCAGGGACAUCAGUUGACAUUGCUGAGAAACUUGCAGCUUUGAAUUCUGGAUUCAGGGACGAAAGGCCUAUUGUAGGUCACAAAGGUCCACCUUUUCUUCGUGGUCCUUAUGAUAUGAGGGAGCCUGAUGUUCAUUAUCAUAAUCUCCAUGUCCAGCCAUCUUCUCCCCAGCUUCAGCCUCAGUUGAAUCGUCCAGGGCCAAUGUUCCAUCCAUUAGACUCUCAUCCUGCUAAUAUGAAUGCUCAGAUGAAAUUGGUGGCCCCAGAGAACAUUCGCCAUGAUACUCCUAAUCAUCAAUUCCCAGAAAAUAUGCUUCGUCCCCCUUUCCAUCACCCUAGCAGUGCACUGACUGGAUUUGAUCCUACUACGCGUGAUUCUAUGUUACAUCAAUUGCAUAUGCGUGGCAAUUUUCCUUCUCCACUCCUACGACGUGAAAUGCCCAGGGGUGCGAUUCCGCUUCCACAUCCCAACAAUCAGGUGACUGGUUUUAUGCAGGAAUCAAGUCCAAUGCAAGGUUUCCCUAUUGGUCAAAGGCAGCCCUACUUUGGUGCCCUUGGAAUUCCACCUCAAGCUAACGAUGGUGGUGGUGAAAGCAAUCAACCGGAGGCACUCCAAAGGCUGAUCGAGAUGGAACUCAGGUCAAACUCUAAGCAAAUUCACCCCUUCGCCACUCCAGGCCAUGGUCCAGGGAUAUAUGGACACGAGUUAGACAUGAGUUUUGGAUAUAGAUAGUGGAUUUCGUGUUGUGUGUGGCGAUGCAUUCAUGAUAUCAUGCUUGGAUCCACAUGGCAUGGUAAAUGGGUUUGAUAUGCUUCUUCGGAAGGGAUUGCCAGUGGUUGGAUGUAAUUAAAUGGUAUUGACUGCAAAAUUGGCAUCUAUUUGGGACCUUUGCCUUGCUUUUUUCAUAUUUGAAAACACCUCCCAUCUUCCUUCCUUAGAA
Populus trichocarpa (black cottonwood) is the source of this 4279-nucleotide messenger RNA. RefSeq lists its product as uncharacterized. The record is from RefSeq and is a predicted model, not a curated record. Bases 865 to 4071 code for a protein of 1068 amino acids. The transcript is spliced from 10 exons. NCBI's taxonomy places the organism in Eukaryota, Viridiplantae, Streptophyta, Magnoliopsida, Malpighiales, Salicaceae.